AUGGCAAACACACAAUACAAAACUGAUGAACUCUUGUCUGAGAUAGCUGAACUUAGGAAGAAGUUUGCUGAGAUCGAGGGCAAGAAUGCUGAACUUGAGGUUGAGAACGCGAAGCUGAGGCAGGUUAUUGAUAAGAAUAGUAAAUGUGAUGCUAGAGUUGGGGAACUAGAGCAAAAGAAUAUAGAGCUUGAGAAUAGACUCGCUAUAUUAGAACAGGGAGAAAAAAGUAUUUCUACGGAUGUUUCGCACUCUCCAGUAAAUUUUAACGAUACUCAUGAACAGAUAAUCUCACGUAAUGAGGAGUCUAACACAUAUAGCCACUCUGUGACUGUCUCCGACAAUUCUGAUAUAUGUCAGAAUCCAGUAAUUCCCGCAGAAAUCAUAUCAUUGGAAGAGAAGGAAGAAAAUGUAUUCCUGAAUUCAAAAUAUAGGGAAACAGUUAGAAAAGAGAUUAUUCAGAAUAUUAAAAAAAAGAAACUUCAGGAUCAAGAAUCACUUACAACACUUUCUGAAGAGGAAAGACCUCAAGACCUCAACUCGGAUGCUCAGUCACGCAAUAGCACAUCAUCCGAAGCAUCGGCUAAUUCAGAUGGUAGUAAAUUACCUCCAAAAGGCAAAAUAUAUAGCGAAGUGAAUUCAAAGUGUAAGAAAAAAAAGUUACCUCUAGUAACAGAUUCUAACUUGGAAUCAUCUGAUGAUGAGAAAUCCUACGAUGGAGAUACUAAUAAUAAUGGCGAUAUUGACGUGAAUCAGCUUCCAGUUGAGAAUUUCUUUGAUGAUGACUCCCAAAGUGAGGAUGCUAACGCAACUAGGGAUAAUAAAAAUGAUGACAAAUUCUACGAUAACAACGAAGAGGAAGAUGAUGAUGAAGAAUAUUGUAGUUUCUCUGACGAUGAUGAAGGAUAUUAUUAUGAUUUAAGUACCG
Ambispora gerdemannii is the source of this 925-nucleotide messenger RNA. NCBI's taxonomy places the organism in Eukaryota, Fungi, Glomeromycota, Glomeromycetes, Archaeosporales, Ambisporaceae. The record is from the annotation of a GenBank genome assembly.